This is a messenger RNA of Spirodela intermedia, 4303 nucleotides long. NCBI's taxonomy places the organism in Eukaryota, Viridiplantae, Streptophyta, Magnoliopsida, Alismatales, Araceae. The record is from the annotation of a GenBank genome assembly.
AUGAAUUGCCUAUCUUGCUUAAUCAAAGAAAAGGCUUCGCAAGAGCUUGGCGUUCCUUUUGAUGAGGGUGAGGAUUAGCAGAGCUGGCCUAGGCACUCCAUUGUAUCAUCAAGAGACCUGUCUAAUAUUACUAAUUGGGUUACAUUUCAUUUUACAAGUUGAAGGGAUAGAAAAUAUCCGGAUCUACUCUUACAAGGAACUGAAACAGGCAACUCAAGGUUUUCAUGAUUUUAACAAAAUUGGCAAAGGAGGUUUUGGUUCUGUUUACCAGGUAAUCCAUUUUGUGAUCAUAUGCGUAUUGAGGAUUGUUUAGAUCAAACCCUACUUGAUUAUUUUUCUGUUGAUGCAACUUUGUCCGGGUCCUAACCAUUUCCUGACACAUGAUCAGAGAGCCCAUAUCUCAUCCAGUUUUCUAGUGAUAACUGAAUCCUAUGAGCAUACGUUUGAUCAAGCUGAAUUAAUCUUUUGGUUGUGGAUAUACAGGGAAAACUUAAAAAUGAGGCAGUCGUUGCAAUCAAGGUGCUGUCAUCCGAGUCAAAACAGGGAGUGCAAGAAUUUGUAUCUGAGCUGAAAACAAUUGCCAAUGUGGUUCAUGAAAACCUUGUUGAACUUUAUGGUUGCUGUGUGGAAGGGAAUCACAGAAUAUUGGUAUAUAAGUAUCUCGCAAAUAAUAGUCUUGCACAUACCCUCCUUAGUAAUCUGUCCCUCCUUGCCUAUGUGUCUAUUUGUAUAUAUAUUCCUCUUUUCAGCUCUUUGCAUUUGUUGUGAAUUUCACUCAUCUAUUGCCGACUUUCAGGUAAGAGAUCCAGUAAUAUUCGUUUAAACUGGAGAGUGCGAGCUGGAAUUUGCAUUGGCAUUGCCCGUGGUCUUUCCUUUCUUCAUGAAGAAAUAAAACCUCAUAUUGUGCACCGAGAUAUCAAAGCAAGUAAUAUUCUUCUUGAUGAUGAUCUCACACCGAAAAUAUCUGAUUUUGGUCUUGCAAAGCUGUUUCCACCAAAUAUGACACAUGUCAGCACCCGAGUUGCAGGAACAAUGUGAGUUGUGCAUUAUCUUUAGUUGGAAACAAUGGGGAUCCUUCGUUAGUCUGAGAGUUCUCAAUUUUAAAUUCGGUUUCUUUUUUUUGUUUUGAGGGGGGGAGGGGAGAGGGGGGGGAGGUGUGGAGGCAGGGGGCCAUGACACGUGCAGAGGUGAAGAGCUCAUUGUAGCUUGCCCAUUUCCUCUUCUAAUCCACAAUUACACCUGUGAAAUGCAGGGGUUACCUGGCACCUGAGUAUGCAAUAAGCGGGAAGUUGACAAGAAAAGCAGACGUUUACAGUUUUGGUGUUCUUCUUUUGGAGGUAAUUAGUGGUAGAUGCAAUACAAACAAACGAUUACCUGUUGGAGAUCAGUUCCUUCUUGUAACGGUAAGCAAAUUUAUUAUCUAUGUACAUGGAAAACGCUUUUCUACUAUGCGAUCUUAUUUAUAAUCCUUUCUUUGUGAGUUGGCACAUUGACUGUAGAAACUCAUCUAGUAAAGUCAAAUGUUGAUGGAGAUUCAGCAAAUCCCUCAUGGGACUUUUUGUUGAUGCCUCUCACCACUUGUAGAGAGUGGAAAACGAGAAGAACAAGGGUUAGGAGAGAGAGGGUGAAGAACCUUGUGUGGUGUGUAGCGAUCUCCUUGAGGAGAGAAAGGGAGUCAAUUUCAUUGGCUUCCGACCUCAAAGAAUUUAUAAAUUAAUCACUAAGCAUUCGCAAAGUACUUAAAAAGUGUUUUAAAUAAUCCUAGCUCUUGGGGGUAUGAAAGAGAACAAUGCAAGAUGUAGGUUAUUAUAUUUUAGAUGGGUUACUGGAUCUUUAAAGCCAUCAAUGGUUGUGUAAUAUCUAUAAACACUUUAUACAGAUAGGUAUGAAUAUCCCAUUAGUGAAGAUAGCUGCAACCUUAUCUCAGAGUGCAGUGAAGGAACUUAGUAUUCCUUAUGUUUCUUGUGCCUAGCAGUCGUGAUUCAUUAGGACCUAAUGUGCCUCAAUGUCUUAGGGUCAGAAUUCUUUUAGACUUUAUACAGAUCUUGGUCUUUGUCCUUUGGACGCACUGUAAAACUUUUUAAGUUAGUUUAUACCAGAUGAGCCAAAUCUGGAGCCAAAAGAAGAAGACAGGCUGGCCUCAUUUUUGGUUGAUUACGAGAGGCCCAGUGGGCUGAGUCCAGCAACGCAAAUGCAAAGAAACAAAUUUUUAUAGUACGUCAAUCUGCUGCCUCUCUCCACACUCACAUGUAAUCUAUUUUUUUGAGAACUGUGAACCUUAGCUGAAAGAUUGUGCUUUGUUAAGUUUUAGGCUCUACCUUACCUCCUAUAGUUUCAUGCCAUAGUCAAAAUCUAUUUUAUGCUAUAACCUUCCCUUCAUGGACUGGAAACUUUCUUUUAUUGUGGGAAAGCAUGCAGUUGCGAAUUUUAUGGCCUUCCAAUAGUCAAAAUUUUCAGUUCCGAUGACCAGCUUUUGGAUGCCUACGUUUUCAGCUGCAAUUUCUGCGUCUAGAGAGUUGACUCCCAAAAUUUGAAAUUCAUCUCUGUUACCUAGUUAAGUUUCAUGUAUAUUUUCUAUUUGAAGUUUCGCUCAUUAAAGUUUUUCUAAGUUUUUAAAAUCAAAGCAAAAACGAAUGACAGUCCAGGAUAGGAAACGAAAUUCAAUUCAUGAAGCCAUUGUGAUGUAAGAAUUAUUUAAUUUUAAGAUCUGCUCCUAGAACCUUUUUCAUAAUCAAAAUAUUAUGAACAGGAAGUUGAGAUGCAUUGUGCCUUGUGUUUAGCAUUUAAAGAAGUCUGUGUGGUGGGUUGUGUCUAGUCAUUUGGGAUUUAAUAAGGCCCUAUGUGGGUUUUUGUGCCGAGUGGUCAAGGUCGUUUUAAAACCUCGUGUCCAACGUCAAUAUAUAAUUAACUUUGUCAACCUUGGGUCUUGCAUUCAUGCCUACUGCAAGAGGGGUUCUAUCCUAUAGACCCAUCAAAUGGACCCCAUCUUAUAAACCUGUCAUGUGGGUUCCAACUCAUGGAAUUGUCAAAUGGCUCUCACCCUGAAACGUGCUCCGUCCCAUGGACGUUACAAAACUCACCCGCCGGCCUUAGGGCCUCUUGCAGCUGUCAUAAGUUCAAUGAUUCCUUUUCUAUCUUCAAAAUUCCUAGAUUCUUUCCGUUGAAUAUUUCCAUUUAAUUAUGGACGACUUGCGAACAUUUUCCACCCACAUCAUAAGCAAUCUCAAGGAUCUGCCCCAAAAUUAUCUUCAGAAGUUCAAUGCUGCAGUGGUUGGAGUGACUUCCUUGACACUUGGGUUUGCCCUGAUAUGACCUGAACUAAGCUCACUCAGGUGAUCUAGGGAAAUGGCUAUGGUUGAGUGUGGAGCUGGCACGUUUUGCCAAAAGUGCACUCUGACCCUCCAUUGACCUGUCGGAAAAUUAAAUGUGUGGUUAUUCGACCUUGUCAAUUAGUUUUAGUUAGAUGGUCGAUAACUUCAACAUGGUAUCAGGGCCGAUGCCAGAAUGUAGCAUAAGAAAAUGGAUGGCAGCUGAGCAACACUAGAUGUGGAGAAGGAAGUAGACGAUCGAGGUAAGGAAGAGGGAGACUUUGCGACAGGUGACUGUGGGCCUGAUCCCAUUUUGUGGUUUCUAUCUGGCUUUGGGCUGAGCCAGGGCUGGGGCCUACCUCGCUAUCAUAUCACCCCUAGACCCAUAUAAUUUAUCUCAAAGUAAUUAAAGAGAAGACUUGCAAAUGCCCACAAAACAAUUCACAAGACCCAGUAUCUAAAUUUCGUAAAUGAUGCCAAACCUUGGCCCACCGAUGUAUGUUUAUCAAUGUGUGGUUAGGCCUGGGCUUGCUACUGCCCAUCCCAUCCCAUUGACCUCCCAUUUGACUUCCUAGAUUCUGUGCAAAUGGUCUGAUAUACUGCACUGAAUUCUCGUAUUUCAGGUAUGGAACCUCCAUGAGCGCGAUGAUCUGCUGUCAAUUGUUGACGCUGAGUUGGAUGGGGACUUCAACCCUGAGGAAGCCCACAGAUUCCUGAAGGUUGGCCUGCUCUGCACUCAAGAUUCCCCACAGCUACGCCCGGCAAUGUCAGCCGUCGUCCAGAUGCUGACUGGCAAGAAGGUUGUGAGUCUGGAGACCAUAAAGCCUGGGUUCAUCUCCGACUUCGGGGACCUCAAGGUAAAGGGUGAGGAGUCCAAGGUGGUCACUCUAAACACAACUUCCUGUGAGUUCUUGAAGACAGAGAAAUCCUCAGCUCUGAAUAGUUUCACACAUGCAUCCAUCACUUUCACUGCAAUCUGCGAUCGGGAAGACUGA